AUGAUCCUUCCCCAGAACACCACCGAGUUUCCUCAAGUAGAGGCUGAGCAGCAGGAAAAAAAUCCCGACCCGUCCCCCUGUGUCCUGGGCAUCAUCCCCAUUAUAUAUUACAGCGUCCUCCUUUGUCUUGGGUUACCAGUGAAUCUCCUGAGUGCUGUGGUCCUUUCAAGACUGGCUUCCAAAACCAAGAAAUCCUCAUACAUCUACCUCCUGGCACUUACCACCUCAGACAUUCUGACUCAAGUUUUUAUUGUCUUCGUCGGAUUUAUUCUGCAAACUGCCAUACUCCACCGCAAAGUACCAAACGCCUUCAUACAUUUGGUCAGCGUUCUUGAAUUCUCCUCCAAUCAUGCUUCUAUCUGGAUCACAGUUCUCUUGACCAUAGACCGGUACUUGGCUCUUUGCUACCCCCUGCAGUAUCGUUCCUUGUCUUACCCCGAGCGCACUCGUAGGAUCAUCGCCAUCGUCUUUCUCUCAUCAUUCGUAACCGGAAUCCCAUUCUAUUGGUGGAGCGAUGUCUGGCGAGAUCCUGGAAGCCCAGGGUUGAUGGAUCGUAUACUCAAAUGGGUCCACUGUUUCUUAAUAUACUUCAUCCCCUGCACUAUUUUUCUUCUUACCAACACCGUUAUUAUUUGUAAGCUUCGGAAAAAGACGGAAUCCAAAAGGUACCAUCUCCAUUUAGGCAAGACCACAGCCAUCCUUAUGGGCAUUACCACUGUCUUCGCCGUGCUCUGGGCUCCAAGGACCAUCGUCAUCAUCAUCCACAUGUACGUGUCCUCUGUGAACAAAGACUGGAGGGUUCACCUGGCUAUGGACAUCGGGAAUAUGUUGGCCCUACUCAACACGGCCGUAAAUUUCUUCCUCUACUCUUUUGUGAGCGUGAGAUUUAGGGAUACAUUAAAAGAUGUUCUUUGGCUGCCUAGACCAUGUUGCCCGAAGGACAAAAAAAAAGAGCAGAACGAGAGCUACAGCAAUUCUUUGAAGCCUCUGGAAAUUCCCAUGGGGACGGUGAUCUGAGAAACACAAUGUAUCUUUUUUCCAUAUUGCAAAAUGCAU
Messenger RNA from Spea bombifrons (plains spadefoot toad), 1056 nucleotides. It is a transcript of the gene GPR142, whose product is annotated as G protein-coupled receptor 142. The transcript is spliced from 2 exons. Gene Ontology annotation, biological process: G protein-coupled receptor signaling pathway. Bases 1 to 1017 code for a protein of 338 amino acids. Gene Ontology annotation, cellular component: membrane. Gene Ontology annotation, molecular function: G protein-coupled receptor activity. The record is from RefSeq and is a predicted model, not a curated record. Lineage: Eukaryota; Metazoa; Chordata; Amphibia; Anura; Pelobatidae.